Molecule: messenger RNA, 1438 nt
Organism: Cinclus cinclus
Lineage: Eukaryota; Metazoa; Chordata; Aves; Passeriformes; Cinclidae
Gene: NDUFV3
Product: NADH:ubiquinone oxidoreductase subunit V3
Exons: 5
Coding region: 44-1315 (423 amino acids)
Biological process (GO): mitochondrial ATP synthesis coupled electron transport
Cellular component (GO): mitochondrion
Source: RefSeq, a predicted model, not a curated record
CCCACCGGGAGGGCGCGGGGGCGCCGUGAGGGCUCCGGGCAAGAUGGCGGCGGCCGCGGCGCUGAGGGGCGGCGGGCGGGCGGUGACCCGCGAGGUGUUGCAGCUGGAGGCCCGGGGGCUCUGCACGAAGCCGGUGGGCACCGGGACGGCGCCGCCAACGAUUUCUCCAGGCUGCUGUUUGGCUGGGUCAGUCUGUGCAGGGAAUCAGACCUCUUCCAAAGGUGGCUGCUCAUCCUCCUGCCUCCCCCUGCCCUUCCUUCCCAUCCUGCACCUUCCAUCUGGCAGAGAGAACUCUCUCCUGCUGUCUGCAGACAAAGAUGAGCGCGUAUCUAGUACUAACCUCAAGGAAGCUGCAAAACCUGCUGAAGACACGAGGAUGUCCAUGUCAAGAAAAACUGAGGUUGCGUUUCCUCAGCGAGGAGUAGUUUCCUCCCAUGUGCAGGAAAAUCUCACCACACCUGCAGCAGGAGGAGGCCUGAGGAAAGAGUUAGCUGAGGAACAGACUUCAUCCAGCUCGGAGUCAGAUUCUAGCUCAGAUUCAGAGGACGAAAAUGUCGAUGAUUCAGAAGUUGCUAUUAAAACUAAAGUUGAGUUUCCCAGACGAUAUCCCAUCUUUUCUGAGAACAUAGCAGUAAAGGUAUCAAUGCUGGCAAAAGAGAAAUUGUCCCAGAAAUCCCUCAAAGAAUAUGGAAUUAAGAAGCUGCCACACAAACCAGAAAUUAACGUGUCUCCUGUAAAGCAGGUCAAAUUUUCUAAAACAUCAGUCAGCCAAGAAACAUCAAAAUCCAAAGCAAGAGACCCCAAAGUAAAAUCUACUCCAAAAGACCAGAAGUUGGUCUUAGAACCACAUGUGGUGAAAAGUCUAGACCUGACCGAUGUUAAUCAUAAAUCUGAUCCUGUGGAGAAGUCCACUGGAACCCAAGUAGCAGCUAUUCAGCUGAAAGCCUCAGCAGUGACUCAGAAAGACAAAAAGCAAAAUCUGAUAUCCAGAGGAGAGAAGGAAAAGGUGAAGGAGGCACAGGAGUUGGAAGCAAAAGAAGUAACUGCUCCUGAAGUGACUUCUGGAAGCACAGUGUUGGUGAUGGGCACCACAGCAGAGGAGGAGACCAAGCAGGAAGCAGGAGUCCAGACUGGAGAAAGCAUCACAGUAGAGGAGAAAACGCCUAAGCCUGCCCCAGAGGAGUUUGACAAUUCCACCUACAAGAACCUGCAGCACCACGAAUAUCACACCUUCACCUUUCAUGAUUAUGUCGCUAUCCUCGCAAAGUACAGGCAGCCUCAGCCAUCCUCUGGAAGACCAUCACCAAGGCACUGAAAGAACCACUCUUACAACAAACAGCCAGGCAGGAUGAUGAGUUGUUCUAUUUAGCAUUGUUGCUUCAUCUGCAUAAUUGAAAUCAGAUAAUAAAUAAUAAAUAAAUAAGGCAUAAUAACUUGG